AUGAGGCGUGUCUUUCUGCCCUGGGCGGCCGCCGCUGUCUUCUUGCUGGGACACGCGAACGCUUCAGGGAAAACCAAACCGGGAAGUGCAUUGCAGCUUCAGGUGAUCAACUUUAAUUUUGAAACCGUGCAGGUUACCUGGAACACAAGUGCAUACGCCGGGAUUAACUUCACGUUCCUUUACAAAGUCGAUAAAAAGGAGGAAUACAGACCAUGCUCCAGCUAUAUCCUUCAACACGGUUACAGCGCUGGGUGCCUGCUGGAGGUGCAAAGAGAUGGGCCUCUGUAUUUUUCCAUCCGGAAUGGAACACAGCCUCUUCUCACCAAGAACCUAGCGAUCAGUGCUUACCUGAAACCCAGAUCCCCCGGCGACCUGAGCUUCCAGUGGCGCGAGGAGGCCGUGACGGUGACCUGCUCCAACCUGGGAUACAACGACCUCCAGUAUGAAGUCCAACACAAGACCGUCUUUGACGCUGUGUGGCAGUCCACAGAGGCUGAGACCUGCAACGUCACCGUCGACGGUUUGGAUCCUGAGAAGUGUUAUUUCUUCCGGGCCAGGGUGAAAGCCCUGGAGUUUGCCUACGGCUCAGAAACGUACCCCAGUGACUGGUCAGAGGUGACGCACCAGCAGAGGGGUGAGCUGCGAGAUUCGUGCUGGGAAAACAGCCUUUUCCCCAAAUUUAUUUUAAUUGCUGGCAUGGUCUCCUUCCUGACAGUCUUCCUUCUGCUUCUGUCUCUAUGGAAACUACACAGGAUUAAGAAGGUUCUCAUGCCCAGUGUUCCUGAUCCCAGGUUCUCCUUCUUGGGGCUCUUUGAGUCCCACCAAGGCAACUUCCAGGAGUGGAUCAAGGACACGCAGAACGUGGCGCCCCUGAACAAAAUGGAAGACGGGGAGCUGGAGUGCGCCCCUGAAGACGCCGUGGUGGUCCAGCCGGCUGAGGCAGAGACGCCCAAGACCGUGGGGAUGACGAGCCCCCUGUACCCACAGAUGGGGGACGAAGAGGCCACCGGGGACUCCGGCCAGCUCCCUUGCCAGCCGCCCCAGGGCCACGGGGUGGUCUCUCUUGGGGAUUUCACGUUUGUGAUGAACGACAACUCUUACAUGAUGUUAUGA
Molecule: messenger RNA, 1113 nt
Organism: Budorcas taxicolor (takin)
Lineage: Eukaryota; Metazoa; Chordata; Mammalia; Artiodactyla; Bovidae
Gene: CRLF2
Product: cytokine receptor like factor 2
Exons: 8
Coding region: 1-1113 (370 amino acids)
Biological process (GO): cytokine-mediated signaling pathway
Cellular component (GO): external side of plasma membrane
Molecular function (GO): cytokine receptor activity; protein binding
Source: RefSeq, a predicted model, not a curated record